AGAAUGUUUUAUAAUGAAAAUAAAUUUACAAAUAAAUUAAAUAAGGGUAAUGUAAAAAAUGCAAAGAGGCAGUGCCAGUGGCGCGUUAUGAAGUCUCGCGAGACAAAGACGAAGACAGGGCGAAAUCAAGUCGCAGACGGAAGAAGGCAAGAAAAAGAGGGAGAUCUUGACAAACUAAUAAAACCCAUUAAAAUGUCGGGACGGUCCGUGCGAGCGGAGACACGCAGCCGUGCAAAAGAUGAUAUCAAAAAAGUGAUGGCGGCAAUUGAAAGGGUCCGUCGGUGGGAAAAAAAGUGGGUUACAGUGGGAGACACGUCAUUACGGAUAUUCAAAUGGGUCCCUGUUACAGAGACUAAACAGAUAUACAAGCCUAAAGUGUCAGGUACUGCAAUGAGGGAGCUGAAGGGCUUUCCUACAGAUGUGGUGCUGGAAAACGCCCGUUCCGUGCUACUGGAUUUUCAGGAUGACAACAGUAACCAGAGUUUCCUAUCAGAUGCCUAUCAGUCUAAUACCAAAGUGGACAGCAGCAGCAACUCCAGUCCACAGCAUGUGAGUGAGGCAGUGAGCCCUUCCCAUGCAUCCUACUUCCGUACAGAGGAUUCCCAGCCGCCCACCCUGGGACAGGAGACCAUGGAUGCCGAGAGAGAUGCAUCAACAAGCAGCAGUGAGGUGACGGAUGAGCCCCCAACUCUAUUUAAAGAAGAUGUGUUGUCUCUCUCUACUCAGGAGGAAGAGGAGGUGAUUGGAGCCCCACCGCUUAAAAGAGUCUGCACUGAGCAAACCUCAACUCUCAGUUAGCACCACUACGCUGAACAUUGCAGGUCAAAAGUAUAGAAGAGUUUCUGAAAGAGACUAAGAGACUUUUUACAACCUGCCAAAUGCCUGAAUUUCACUUUUACAGUAAAUGAUCAAGAAGAAAAAAAAAAAAAAAGCUUGACAUGUUUUCUUUUUUUGUACAUUAAAAAGAUGAUCUUUUCAGGUAUUUUCUUAUGACGGUAAAGCAGUUUGUAUUGCAUCUUGAACAUAAACUGACUGUUGCAUGUUUCUCAUUCUAAAUUGAGAAAGGACUUUGACAUGUGUCUGCAUGGAGUAAUGAUUGGUAUAUACAGUAUGACAAAACAGUUGCAUUUUAAACAAUUCACUUGUUUUGUGUUUGUGGCAUUUCUAAAGAUUAUACAAAUAACUUUUAUUGGCUUGUUUUACUUCGUUUUAUCGUAAAAAAUACUUCAAUGCAUGCAUUUUAAGGCAGUGUUGAUUAACAGCCGUGUUAUCUGUUUCUUGAUUUGUUUAUUAUUGUUCAAUGUACUGCAUCCAAUUAUCAAUCUUUUUAUUGAAUAAGAAGGAAUGCUUAUAUUUUAUAAAUGGUAAGCUCACUCACAGAUUUGUAUUUUAAAUAUGAAGGCUUCCACUUUCCAUAGUAUUUGAAGUAUUUAAAAAAAAA
Sinocyclocheilus grahami is the source of this 1441-nucleotide messenger RNA. RefSeq names its product B-cell CLL/lymphoma 7 protein family member B-B. The record is from RefSeq and is a predicted model, not a curated record. Bases 4 to 798 code for a protein of 264 amino acids. The transcript has 6 exons. NCBI's taxonomy places the organism in Eukaryota, Metazoa, Chordata, Actinopteri, Cypriniformes, Cyprinidae.